This is a messenger RNA of Loa loa (African eye worm), 759 nucleotides long. RefSeq lists its product as hypothetical. The transcript is spliced from 5 exons. Lineage: Eukaryota; Metazoa; Nematoda; Chromadorea; Rhabditida; Onchocercidae. Bases 1 to 759 code for a protein of 252 amino acids. Gene Ontology annotation, biological process: steroid biosynthetic process. The record is from RefSeq and is a predicted model, not a curated record. Gene Ontology annotation, cellular component: membrane. Gene Ontology annotation, molecular function: 3-oxo-5-alpha-steroid 4-dehydrogenase activity.
AUGAAUACGAUGAUCGAAAUACUAUCAUAUGCUAUGCUUAUCAGUGGUGCCAUUACCUUCAUGGCACUUAUGUCAGGAUUUAAAGCUACUUAUGGACGAUACUCUGAGCAGUCCCGUCAAUCGGUACCAUUGAUACCGACCAAAUGUGCUUGGUUUAUACAAGAAUUACCGUCGUUAUACAUACCUCUUCACUACCUUGUUACUGGCAUUACGGAUCUACCUCUUAUCAAUGCAUUUAUCCUUAUCUUAUUCUGCCUCCAUUACAUCAACAGAGCUCUCAUUUAUCCAUUCUUGAUCAAACAUGGUACAGGAACUCCUGUGCAUAUCUUCCUGUUAGGUCUUCUAUUCUGCACAAUUAAUGGUUAUGUACAAGGCAAAUGGCAUUCUCAUAACGUUGUAUAUAACGAAUCACUAAAGAAUACCGUAUUUUGCUUCAUUGGCACUUUGAUAUUUAUCAUUGGAAUGAUGAUUAAUGUCACAUCUGAUUCAAUAUUACGAAAUUUGCGAAAAGAUGGGGAAUCAGGCUAUAAGAUACCUUAUGGUGGUUUGUUCAAAUAUAUCUCUGGAGCAAAUUUCUUUGGAGAAUGUAUCGAAUGGACUGGUUUUGCCUUAUUGGCACGCACGUUGCCUGCUUUUGCGUUCGCAUUUUUCACAUUAUGCAACAUUGCACCGCGUGCCUAUCAGCAUCACAGAUGGUACCAGGAAAAGUUUGGCAACUAUCCGAAGGAUCGCAAGGCCUUUAUACCAUUCGUUAUUUGA